AGGGCCCCGUACCAAAACACGGAAGAAGAACCGACUUCAAGAUGAAUAACAGAGAACCAGAGAAGAAACAUAUAAAAUACGUGUUAAUUACGUUAACUAGCUGCACUGUUACUCUCUAAACGGCACUAUAAUUUUCUAACAAAGCUAAAAUGUAUUCCAUGUUGUAUGUAUUUGUUUUAUUUUCGUAAAAACAGCCAUGGCUUUAGAAGUGAGCUAACGAGGCUAAUGAGCUAGUUAGCAGCGGUGCUAAUGAUCUGAAAUGGUCCAGAAGAUGUUCCGGAGCGGGUUCCUGGUCCGGGCCUCUCACACCCUGAUCACCUGGCUCACAACACUGGUCCUGUUCCUGCACAACACCGAUUUACGGAGGUGCGAGGAGCGCGGCGAGCUGCUGCUGCCCGUUCUCUUCUUCCUCGUGGUCGUGCUGUCGGUGCUUCUAUACUUUGCCGUUUCUUUAAUGGACCCUGGCUUCGUUCUCACUGACACUGUCAAGGGUUCAAAUGAAGAAUUGGAGUCGAUGAUUCCUCAGACCUCGACCCCUCGGCUGCGGCGCUGCGGGUACUGCCUGCUGCAGCAGCAGCCAAUGAGAGCGAAGCACUGCCAGACGUGUAAGCGCUGCGUGCGGCGCUUCGACCACCACUGCCCCUGGAUCGAGAACUGCGUGGGAGAGCGGAACCACCGCUGGUUCAUCGUCUACCUGCUGGUGCAGCUGCUCGCCCUGCUGUGGGCGCUCCACAUCGCUCUGUCCGGUAUCUCGGCGAGCCUGACGUGGGCGCUGUGGUUCCGAGUGAACGGUGUCCUGCUGGCGGCGCUGGGCGUGGUGGGCGUGUUCUCCGUGGUGGUGGUGCUGCUGCUGGGCUGCCACCUCUACCUGGUCUCCAUCAACUGCACCACCUGGGAGUUCAUGUCGCGCCACCGCAUCUCCUACCUGAAGCACUGCGGCGACGAGGAGAACCCGUUCGACCGCGGCGUCUUCUGCAACCUGUGGGACUUCUUCUGCGUCUGCAGGACGGUGAUGUGGGAGCAGAUGUACGAGAGGAACGCACCCAACUCGGUCUGACGCCACCUGCACCGCCGCUUAUUUCAGGGAGAGAAAAUCAAUUUAUGACCUCAAUAACAAAGCACAGUAGAGUGUUUUAUCUGCAGCAAAAAUCAGGGUUGAAAGUGUUGAAAAGUUUGCAGGUAGUUAGGGAAUAUUUUAAGCUCCAAUUCUGUUGUAAACUGAAAAAAAAAGGGGAACAUAAAAUAAUUUAUCAACCCUUGUGUCCCAAAAUAUGUCUUCAGAGGACAAAAUAUCUGCUUCAGAAAUCAGCAAUACAAUUAUAUAUUUAUUUUAUUUUACACAUUAACUGAGUUGAAUCCUUUAGUUAACUUUUGUUCUGAUUAUAACUAUGACAUAUUUAUUUUCUGAUUUUCAACCCUUUAAAUGUCAGUUUGUUUACAUUAAAACAUUUAAUUCAUUUCUGCAUACCAAAUACGAGGGUGAUUUUUAUUUUUUUUUAACAACACUGAUUUUGAUGCUCGGAUCUGUUAUUUUUUAAUUGUUGGAUUUUUAGAAAAAACUCCCACUUGUUAACUUAAAGAACAAAAUUGUCCUCUUCCUAAAACUUGGAAUAAAAAUACUGUAUAUUAAUAUUAAUGUCCACUCUCACUGAGUUACAUCUUGUUCAUAAGUUUGUAGAAUUACUACCAAAUAUUAAAUCAGUUUCAGAAUGUAUCUAUGUAUAAAUGCCAGUUUGUUUACACAAUGCAACUAUCGUUUUUAUUUAAGACAAAUACACAAAAUUUGAAUUACUUUCCUGAUAGUAAAAGUAAUCUUAGACUACUGAGUUUUGUCCUGAAGAGUUUAUUAUGGAGUCAUGAUAGGAGCUAAGGUUGAACUUCCAAACAUAAAAAUAAAAGACCUAGUUGCAUUAAUACAGCCAAAAUAAUGGGGAAAAAAAUAAAUUAAAAAGACAAAAAUGUCCUCAGUAAGGCACAAGGGUUAAUGGUUAUCCGGCUCAAAAACAAUCUGAAAUUCUGAGCAAAUUUGGGGGUUUUGACAGUUUGUAAGUUGAUUUUAUGGGCAAAAAGCACUAGUUUAGUGGUCGGUAAUUUCUUUCAAUUCAGUGUUUGCAGAUAUUUAGUUGAAGUCUCUGAACCAAGAGCAUUUUUAAGCCUUUUCUGACAGUUGUGUGGUGAUGGUUUAAGUCCACAAUCACAGAAAUGCAUUUCCUGUAGAAGAUGUGUGGAAUACAUGAAAUAAAUCACAAAGCAUAGCUGAAAAAAUGUAUUAUUUGUCUUAAAAAUCUGACAGUGUUAAUGCAUCGACUCAGAAUAGAUCUGAAAAAAGCAUAAAACAAAACAGCGAUAAUUCAAAUAGUAUAAAUUAUAUUAAAAAGCUGAUUUAAAUCUGAAUGGUGCAAAGUCUUGUGACAAAUUUAGAUUUUAAAUGAAGUGUAAAAGGCUUAAUAUUUUUUUUAUUUUUUAUUUUGAAGUAGAAAAGUGUCAAAAAUAAUAAUAGAGAUUCUCUUAAUUUCAUAUUUUUAAGACAAAUAAUAAUUUUUUCUUCAUUUUCAGCUGCUUUAUUUUAGCAUUUCCACACAUUUUCUGAACAUUUCUUUUUUCCUCAGGUCUGGUCACCACUUUCUCGUCUGUAAAAAAGUUUCUGCUGUUGCCAUGGUGACCGCCGCCUCUUUUCCAACACUAACUGCCUUUAUGUCAGGUGCGAUUAAUGUUCGGUGC
Molecule: messenger RNA, 2721 nt
Organism: Centropristis striata (black sea bass)
Lineage: Eukaryota; Metazoa; Chordata; Actinopteri; Perciformes; Serranidae
Gene: zdhhc12a
Product: zinc finger DHHC-type palmitoyltransferase 12a
Exons: 5
Coding region: 260-1057 (265 amino acids)
Biological process (GO): protein targeting to membrane; peptidyl-L-cysteine S-palmitoylation
Cellular component (GO): Golgi apparatus; endoplasmic reticulum
Molecular function (GO): protein-cysteine S-palmitoyltransferase activity
Source: RefSeq, a predicted model, not a curated record